Molecule: messenger RNA, 759 nt
Organism: Microthlaspi erraticum
Lineage: Eukaryota; Viridiplantae; Streptophyta; Magnoliopsida; Brassicales; Brassicaceae
Source: the annotation of a GenBank genome assembly
AUGUCCCGUGGAAGAGUUCCAAUGGUGGAUCUGAAAAGAGCUUAUGAUAUUGAAGAAGCAGUCUCUAAACCAUCCAUAAUCCAAGUUGAUCAUGAUGAUGAUGAUGAUCGUCAUGAUUUUUGGCCGCUAAGUGAGAUUGAUCCGAAAAAGUCGAAAUUCCCUUGCUGUAUCGUUUGGACUCCUCUCCCUGUUGUCUCUUGGCUGGCUCCUUUCAUCGGCCAUGUUGGACUCUGCAGAGAAGAUGGUGUCAUUUUGGAUUUCUCUGGAUCUAACUUCAUCACUGUCGAUGAUUUCGCUUUCGGUCCUCCUGCUCGCUAUCUCCAGCUCGAUCGCACCAAGUGUUGUUUACCACCAAACAUGGGUGGACACACUUGCAAGUAUGGAUUCAAGCACACGGAGUUUGGAUCAUCGGUCUCGUGGGACGAUGCACUACGCGCGAGCACGCGUAGCUGUGAGCAUAGAACCUACAACCUCUUCACCUGUAACUGCCAUUCGUUUGUGGCAGACUGUAUGAACCGUGUCUGCUAUGGCGGUUCGAUGGAGUGGAAGAUGGUGAAUGUUGCUUUUCUGAUUCUGACGAAAGGGAAAUGGGUUAGCUUGUCAUCUGUGGUCAGGUCGUUUCUCCCUUCUGCUGUGGUCACUUGUCUCGGUGUAUUGCUCGUUGGGUGGCCGUUCCUGAUCGGUCUCUUCUCGUUCUCGCUGCUUCUCGUGGCUUGGUUCAUAAUUGCUACUUACUGUUUUAAGAACAUCAUGUGUUGA